Messenger RNA from Mesocestoides corti, 609 nucleotides. Lineage: Eukaryota; Metazoa; Platyhelminthes; Cestoda; Cyclophyllidea; Mesocestoididae. The record is from the annotation of a GenBank genome assembly.
AUGGCAGUUUUUGUGACUGUCGGCACCACUUCAUUCAAUGAUUUAAUUCGAGAAGUAAAUCAGCUCAGUUUUCAUAAAGCAAUUGCUCGUUUGGGGUACCGAAAAAUAUUUAUUCAAUACGGUCGUGGUACCGUUGAUCCUUUACCGACCGAGAGUCCAUUGGAAGUCGUCUCUUUUCCCUUUCGCACAAACUUGGAUAGUGUUUUUUCCGAGUCUUCUUUAGUAAUCAGUCAUGGGGGAGCAGGAACGUGUAUGGAGGCUCUUACGCCUCCAGGAAAACGCAAACUUAUCAUUAUUAUUAAUGAGACCCUGAUGCACAACCACCAGGAAGAGCUUGCCUUAUCUUUGCACGAAGGGAAACAUGCUUUUGUACUGCGGGUAAAGGAACUCCACAAGUUCAUUUCUACUGGUAAAUAUAACCCGCCUUCGCAGUAUCAGGGCGAAACCUUCUGGUAUGAAGCCGACCCGGUGACGCUACUUGGUCCGUUAACCUCUCCCGAAAGUGUAGGACUUGUACCAUUUCACCGGGGCGAUGCUUCUCGUCUAGUCAACUUUUUGAAUGACCUGCUCGGUUUCCCACAUAUUGGAGUCUGCCCUAGUCUGACCUAA